AAACUCUCUCCUCCCUUAGUGAUCAUAUUGGCUUUCAUCUUCUACAUUACACCACAAAAAUGGCUUGCUCAGAGGUUUGUAAAGAGGUGGAGUUGAAACAGGAACAAGAAGAAGCAUGCACUAAAGAUGGAACUAUUGAUUGGCAUGGCCAACCUGCUAUAAAAGCAAAAUCUGGACAAUGGACUGCUGGAAUUAUCAUUCUCUUGAACCAAGGGCUAGCAACCCUAGCUUUCUUUGGAGUAGGGGUGAAUUUGGUGCUGUUCCUCACAAGAGUGUUGGGCCAAAACAAUGCUGAUGCUGCUAACAAUGUCAGCAAAUGGACAGGCACUGUCUACAUUUUCUCUCUUGUUGGUGCUUUCCUCAGUGAUUCCUAUUGGGGAAGAUACAAAACUUGUGCCAUCUUUCAAGUCAUCUUUGUCAUUGGAUUGGUGUCACUAUCACUAUCAUCAUACCUUUUCUUGAUUAAACCAAAAGGGUGUGGAGAUGAAGAAACAAAAUGUGGGUCACAUUCAGGCUUUGAGAUAGCUCUGUUUUACCUCUCAAUCUACUUAGUUGCACUAGGGAAUGGAGGGUAUCAACCAAACAUUGCUACAUUUGGGGCUGAUCAAUUCGAUGAAAACGACCUUAAAGAAGGUCACUCCAAGGUUGCCUUUUUUAGCUACUUUUACUUAGCUUUGAACCUUGGGUCACUUUUCUCCAACACCAUCUUGGGGUAUUUUGAAGAUGAAGGGAUGUGGGCACUUGGAUUUUGGGUGUCAAGUGGUUCUGCCUUGGCUGCACUUGUUUUGUUCCUAGCUGGAACCACCAGGUACAGGCAUUUCAAGCCAAGUGGGAACCCACUAUCAAGGUUCAGUCAAGUCCUUGUGGCUGCAACAAAGAAAUGCAACAUUGAUAUGCCACUUGAUGCUGAUAGCUUGUUUGAUGUGGAUCGAAAUGAUUCUUCUAUCAAUGGCAAUAGAAAGAUUCUCCACACCAAUGAAUUCAAGUUCUUGGACAAAGCAGCAUACAUAAGUACAAGGGAUAUAGAUGAUCAAAAGAAGGGAAUUUAUACACCAUGGCGUCUUUGCCCUGUUACACAAGUUGAAGAAGUUAAAUGCAUACUAAGAUUACUCCCAAUAUGGCUUUGCACCAUAAUCUACUCUGUUGUCUUCACACAAAUGGCCUCACUCUUCGUGGAGCAAGGCGCUGCAAUGAAAGUCAUUGUCUUGAACUUCCGUAUCCCACCCGCCAGCAUGUCUAGCUUCGACAUUCUCAGCGUCGCGUUGUUCAUAUUCCUUUACCGACGAAUCCUCGAUCCACUUGUAAGCCGGUUACGAAAAAAGAGUUCCCGAGGACUCACUGAGCUUCAAAGGAUGGGAAUCGGACUCAUCAUAGCAAUACUAGCAAUGGUUUCAGCUGGAAUUGUAGAAUGCUAUAGAUUAAAGUAUGCUAACAAAGAUUGUAUCCAUUCUGAAGGCUCAAGUUCCUUGAGUAUAUUUUGGCAAGUCCCUCAAUACGCAUUUAUUGGCGCAUCGGAGGUAUUCAUGUACGUCGGCCAGCUCGAGUUCUUCAACGCACAAACACCCGACGGGUUAAAAAGCUUCGGAAGUGCACUAUGUAUGACAUCAAUAUCAUUAGGGAACUAUGUUAGUAGCUUGCUCGUGACAAUGGUGAUGAAGAUUUCAACUGAAGAUCAUAUGCCUGGUUGGAUACCAGGGAAUCUCAAUAAGGGUCAUUUAGAUAGAUUUUAUUUUCUAUUGGCUGGUUUAACAACCAUCGAUUUGGUUGUUUAUAUAGCAUGUGCUAGAUGGUAUAAAUGUAUUAAGCUUGAAGGAAAAGGUGAUGAAAAUGAUGAUGAGAGAGGUAGCUUUAAUAAAGUGUGAUGAUAUGUACUAUGUAUAUUCCCCAUUUACAAAGAAAUUCUAUAUGUGUUUGAAUGAAA
Molecule: messenger RNA, 1921 nt
Organism: Gossypium arboreum
Lineage: Eukaryota; Viridiplantae; Streptophyta; Magnoliopsida; Malvales; Malvaceae
Product: protein NRT1/ PTR FAMILY 7.3-like
Exons: 5
Coding region: 60-1862 (600 amino acids)
Biological process (GO): transmembrane transport
Cellular component (GO): membrane
Molecular function (GO): transmembrane transporter activity
Source: RefSeq, a predicted model, not a curated record